Messenger RNA from Chrysochloris asiatica (Cape golden mole), 1248 nucleotides. RefSeq names its product mitochondrial ribosomal protein S2 (gene MRPS2). Gene Ontology annotation, biological process: translation. The record is from RefSeq and is a predicted model, not a curated record. Lineage: Eukaryota; Metazoa; Chordata; Mammalia; Afrosoricida; Chrysochloridae. The coding region runs from base 1 to 1248 and encodes 415 amino acids. Gene Ontology annotation, cellular component: mitochondrial small ribosomal subunit; ribosome. The transcript is spliced from 3 exons. Gene Ontology annotation, molecular function: structural constituent of ribosome.
AUGGGGGGCGGCUCGGGAACCGGUGGGGGCGGUGGUCGUCUGCAGGGAGCCCCGCGUGCCCCGGGCUUAGCCGGGAGACCCUGGCGCCCACUUUUCCCAAGGGAGAGAGAGGGCGCCCCCCCUCCCCAACGGCUGCACAGUUCAGAGCCUGAGGCUUCGGCCGCCCCCCCGGAAAGAUGCAGUCCCGGAAACCAGGGGGCAGUUCCGCUGGGGGCGCUGCUGCUGGACACGUGCGAGGCUGGGGGCGCAGGCAGCCAAGCACCCGCUCAGCGGUUCGAACCCACCCGGCGGUUCUGCUACAUCUCUUCCCGUAAAAGUGACAAGCGAGUACCCGGGUGCGGGCGUUCGACUCUGUGGGUCGGAACCGGCACUAGCAGCGCUGAUAACCGGACCUGGUCCCUCCGGAGCAUCCUUGAACCGCUGAGCCCAAGAGGAUCCCCCGCGCAGGGGCGCCUGGGUGGCAGGAAGGACCCCAGCUGGGGCCUCUUGACCAGUGCGGAAAAUUUCCACGACAAGGUCCUAAGUGAACCUCUCAAGCACUCCGACUUCUUCAAUGUCAAGGAAUUGUUUUCGGUCAAAAGCCUCUUCGAUGCCCGAGUGCACCUGGGACACAAAGCUGGCUGUCGACACAGGUUCAUGGAGCCUUACAUCUUUGGGAGCCGCCUGGGCCAAGACAUCAUCGACCUGGAGCAGACGGCCACGCACCUCCAGUUGGCCCUCAAUUUCACGGCCCACAUGGCCUAUCGCAAAGCAAUCAUCUUAUUCGUCAGCCGGAACCGGCAGUUCAGUCACUUGAUCGAGACCACGGCCCGAGAUUGCGGCGAAUACGCCCACACCCGCUACUUCAAGGGUGGCCUGCUGACCAACGCCCCCUUGCUCUUUGGGCCCAGUGUCCGCCUGCCGGACCUCCUCAUCUUCCUGCACACACUCAACAAUGUCUUCGAGCCCCAUGUGGCUGUGAGAGACGCGGCCAAGAUGAACAUCCCCACUGUAGGCAUUGUGGACACCAACUGCAACCCCUGCUUGAUCACCUACCCCGUGCCGGGCAACGACGACUCGCCCCCCGCCAUCCAGCUCUUCUGCGGGCUCUUCCGCACCGUCAUCAGCCGGGCCAAGGAGAAGAGGAGACAGGUGGAGGCCAUGUAUCGGCUGCAGGGUCACAAGGCAGCCGAGGGCAUGGACUUGAAAAGCCACCCUCCGCAGGAGCACAGACAGGGUGGUUCUGUGUCCACCUCGCAGAUACACUGA